AUGGAGAAAAGACAGAGAGAAUCAAGCUCAGAACCCACACAGAAGCGAAGAAGGUUAGAAGAAAAGCUCCCAUCCUUACCAGUACAUGACAAGAGGCCGAUACUGAAGGCAGGACUGUCAUGGACGGUCAAGAACAAAGUUGAAGACGCCCAAGGGACAUUCCUCUUUGACACCGGUUGUACAGGAGCAAUCCUCAAUCAGAGUUUUGUGAGGAAGUACGGAGUUCUCUUAGUGCGGCGAGAUCAACCUCUGACAAUAUAUUAUGCUCAAGAAGAUGUCAUGAUGGGCGGAGGUGAGUAUUACACUCACCCAGUCCACAUGAGCAUGGGAGAUCAUAGGGAGACACUCCGAUGGGAGGUGGCUACUUUGGAAGAAGGAAUAUCCGGUUACCUACCAGUUGCAUGGGCAAGGAAGCAUACCCCGGAUAUCAAUUGGGAAUUCAAUACCAUAAGCUGGCGAAGUGACUACUGCAAGCAGAAUUCUCUCCCAGUGUAA
This is a messenger RNA of Morchella importuna, 495 nucleotides long. RefSeq lists its product as uncharacterized. NCBI's taxonomy places the organism in Eukaryota, Fungi, Ascomycota, Pezizomycetes, Pezizales, Morchellaceae. The transcript has a single exon. The record is from RefSeq and is a predicted model, not a curated record. Bases 1 to 495 code for a protein of 164 amino acids.